Messenger RNA from Rana temporaria (common frog), 2545 nucleotides. Its product is annotated as extracellular calcium-sensing receptor-like. The coding region runs from base 1 to 2451 and encodes 816 amino acids. Gene Ontology annotation, molecular function: G protein-coupled receptor activity. The transcript is spliced from 7 exons. Gene Ontology annotation, cellular component: membrane. Gene Ontology annotation, biological process: G protein-coupled receptor signaling pathway. The record is from RefSeq and is a predicted model, not a curated record. Lineage: Eukaryota; Metazoa; Chordata; Amphibia; Anura; Ranidae.
AUGCAAACUCCAUGCAAGUCCAGUCCUGACCAGGAUUCCAACCAAGAACCCCAUUGCUGCAAGGUAGUCCCUAAAUUAUGGCUUCACUUUGGCUAUUUCCAGCAGCUACAAGCCCUGUUAUUUUCUGUAGAAGAGAUAAACAAAAAUGAGGACCUUCUACCCAAUAUAACUAUGGGGCUCCAGUGGUAUGACACUUGUGCGGUGAUACCCGUGAACACAGCCGCAACUUUACAAGUACUAACUGGACUCAAUGUGGCCAUCCCCAAUUAUCAAUGUCUACACAAUGCUCCUCUCAGCGCUUUUAUUGGCUCCGCUUCCUCCACCCACUCUAUAGUUGCAGCCAAUAUUCUGGGACUCUACCGUUACCCACAGGUCAGUUAUUAUGCCACAAGCUCCCUCUUAAGUGACCGCAAAAAAUUUCCUUCCUUUUUUCGAACUGUUCCAAGUGAUGCAUUUCAAUCCAAGGGCCUGGCUAAGCUAGUUUUGCAUUUUCAUUGGAUAUGGAUUGGUCUUCUGGCUGUGGACAAUGACUACGGACAACAAGGAAUUCAGCUGGUUAAACAGGAGAUCACCAAGGCUGGAGCCUGUGUGGCCUUCACGGAGAAUAUUUUGACCGGCAAGCAAGAUCGCAAUGCUCCACACAUUGUCAAAGUCAUAAAGCAGUCAGUGGCCAGAAUUAUUGUUGUGUUUGCUCCUGGUCUUGAUUUGCUGGCAAUUCUUGAUGAAAUGACAAAGCAAAACAUCACUGGAAAAGCAUUUGUUGCCAGCGAAGGGUGGUCCACAACUACUUUACAGUAUAUGGGAGCCUUUGCUCAUCUCCUUGUUGGAACGGUUGGUUUUGCUUUUUUUAGUGAGGGGAUUCCAGGGUUUCGUGAAUAUCUUUACAAGAUCCAUCCUAACAUGACUUUUGGAGGAAACCUGGUGAAGUCAUAUUGGGAGGAAGCAUUCAGCUGUAAGUUUCCGAAUAGUAAGAAUUUGUUAAUCCAAGAAAAAGUUUGCACUGGAGAAGAGAGUCUAGACAGCAUCAAGAACAGCUACAACGAUGUCUCCAAUUUACGGGUGGCCUACAAUAUCUACACUGCAGUUCAUGUUGUGGCCAAAGCUUUGAAGGAUCUCCAAAACUGCCACAAAGCAGGAGGUCCAUUUUCUCAUGGCAGUUGUGCAAAUAUGUACAGUUUCACCUCCUGGCAGUUGCUGUAUUAUAUGAAGAGGGUGAGGGUCACUUUGAGCAGUGGGAGAGAGCUUUACUUUGAUGAGAAUGGAGACCCGCCAGCCAUCUAUGACAUUGUAAACUGGCAGAUGACCCCAGAAGGAACUAUAAGACAGGUCAAGGUUGGAAGUUAUGACACCACAGCUGCUUCUGGUCAGGUCUUUACCAUCAACUCCAGCCUUUUGUUGUGGGCCACAGAAGACCAAGAGGUUCCUGUGUCAGUAUGCAGUGAGAGUUGUAAACCAGGAUACAGAAAAGCUGUCAGAAGUGGACAGUCUGCGUGUUGCUUCCAGUGUGUCCCCUGCCCACAAGGAGAAAUCUCCAACCAAACUGAUUCUCUUGAUUGCCUGAAGUGUUCAUGGAGUGAGUGGCCAAAUCUGGAGAAAUCCAAGUGCCUUAAAAAACAACUUGAGUUCCUCUCUUUCGAUGACCCAUUGGGGUCAACUUUGGCAGCCAUAUCUGUCAUGUCAUCCAUAGCUCCUAAUUUAAUUAUGAGACUUUUUACACAUAACAGAUACACUCCCAUAGUAAAAGCCAACAACUUCUCCCUAAGUUGUCUUCUCCUGGUGUCGCUCUCUCUUUGUUUUCUUUGUUCUAUAACUUUUAUUGGGUACCCUCAACCAGAGAAAUGUCUUAUACGUCAAGUUGCAUUUGGCUUGGUUUUUACUCUGUGCAUUUCUUGUAUUUUGGCCAAAACCAUUAUGGUGGUAUUUGCUUUCAUGGCAACAAGACCAGGGAGUUCUCUAAAAAAAUGGACCAAUCCUUGUGUAUCUUAUAUGAUUAUUUUAGGAGGCUUCUUACUACAGUUUCUACUUUGUAUGACAUGGUUAUUUAUGGCUCCACCUUUUCAGCAAUACAACAUUCAAAGCAAACCUAUGUCUAUCAUCAUUGAGUGUAAUGAGGGCUCUUAUGUUGCCUUCUGGACCAUGUUGGGUUACCUAUUUCUCCUGGCCACCAUUAGUUUUGUUGUUGCCUUCCUGGCUCGGAGACUCCCUGACAGCUUCAAUGAAGCUCAAUUUAUUACUUUCAGCAUGCUGGUCUUUCUCAGUGUAUGGAUAUCUUAUAUCCCAGCAUCCUAUAGUGCCCAAGGAAAAUACACAGUGGCCAUGGAGAUCUUUGCUAUCUUGACUUCCAGUUGGGCUCUUAUCAUCUGUAUGUUUCUUCCUAAAUGUUUCAUAAUUUUGUUCAGACCUGACAUUAACUCUAAAGAAUAUCUUAUGAGAAAAGACAGAAGACAGUAGAACUGUUAUGGAGUGUUCCUUUAUCUGUUUAUAUUAAUAAGUCAAGCUUCCUUACAGUAGGUCCUUGUUACCCAUUUUAUCAGACUGUAAAAGU